Molecule: messenger RNA, 3197 nt
Organism: Pogona vitticeps (central bearded dragon)
Lineage: Eukaryota; Metazoa; Chordata; Lepidosauria; Squamata; Agamidae
Gene: IFT56
Product: intraflagellar transport 56
Biological process (GO): intraciliary anterograde transport; intraciliary transport involved in cilium assembly
Cellular component (GO): ciliary base; intraciliary transport particle B; ciliary basal body
Molecular function (GO): intraciliary transport particle B binding; protein binding
Source: RefSeq, a predicted model, not a curated record
GGCUGUCCGCGGUAAACCACAGUUUCGAAAGAGAUGCCUUUGGGCGAAUUGGGCCUCUCCUUUCUCCGCCUUCCAAAAACAAGUCGAACUCUCCGCCUCUCCUACGUCGCCAAUGCACUCAGACCGCUGCCUUUCUUCACGAAGAAUCUGGCGAGGGGGUCGGCAGCGGAACCAUGCUCUCACGGCUCAAGCCGGCUGUCGGGGGCGGCCCUCCGUCAGCUGACAAACGGAAAAAGAAAGGCAAGCGGAUUCCUCAGCUGGAAGAGCUGUUAAGCCAGCGAGACUUCACUGGGGCCAUCGCCUUGCUGGAGUUUAAGCGCCAUGUUGGGGAACAAGAAGAAAGUGCAGAUCUCUGGAUUGGAUAUUGUGCUUUCCAUCUGGGUGACUAUAAGAGAGCACUGGAGGAAUAUGAAGAUAUCACCAAGCGACCUGGCUGCAAUCCUGAUGUUUGGGUGAAUCUAGCAUGCACUUAUUUCUUUUUGGGAAUGUAUACACAAGCUGAACCAGCAGCCUUGAAAGCUCCCAAAAGUAGACUUCAGAAUCGACUGCUAUUCCAUCUAGCACACAAGUUUGGUGAUGAGAAGAAACUAAUGAGCUUCCAUCAGAAUCUGCAGGACAUAACAGAAGAUCAGCUUAGCCUGGCAUCUAUACACUAUAUGCGUUCUCACUACCAAGAGGCUAUUGAUAUCUAUAAGCGCAUACUACUUGAUAACAGAGAGUAUCUGGCCCUCAACGUGUAUGUGGCCUUGUGUUACUACAAGCUGGAUUAUUAUGAUGUGUCACAAGAAGUGCUAGCUGUUUACCUUCAGCAGGUUCCUGAUAGUACCAUCGCUCUUAAUUUAAAGGCUUGCAAUCAUUUCCGACUCUACAAUGGGAAGGCUGCUGAGGCAGAGCUUAAGAGUUUGAUGGACAGUGCCUCAACAUCCUUUGAAUUUGCUAAAGAACUUAUUAAGCACAACCUGGUGGUAUUUCGAGGAGGGGAAGGAGCUCUCCAAGUACUUCCUCCCCUUGUUGAUGUCAUUCCUGAAGCCAGAUUGAAUCUAGUAAUUUACUACCUCCGUCAAGAUGAUGUGCAAGAAGCUUACAAUCUGAUUAAAGAUCUAGAACCUACAACUCCACAGGAGUACAUCCUCAAGGGUGUUGUAAAUGCAGUCCUUGGACAGGAAAUGGGUUCAAGAGAUCAUUUGAAAAUUGCUCAACAGUUUUUCCAGCUGGUGGGAGGAUCAGCUAGCGAAUGUGAUACAAUCCCUGGGAGACAGUGUAUGGCAUCUUGCUUCUUUCUGCUGAGACAAUUUGAUGAUGUCCUAAUUUACCUCAAUUCAGUUAAGAGUUACUUCUACAAUGAUGACACUUUUAAUUUCAAUUAUGCCCAAGCCAAAGCUGCCACUGGCAAUACCACUGAAGCUGAAGAGGUGUUUCUCUUGAUUCAAAGUGAGAAAAUCAAGAAUGAUUUUGUUUACCUCAGCUGGCUAGCUCGCUGCUACAUUAUGAAUAAGAAGCCACGACUAGCUUGGGAGCUGUACCUAAAAAUGGAAACCUCAGGAGAGUCCUUUAGCCUUUUGCAAUUAAUUGCAAAUGACUGCUACAAAAUGGGCCAGUUUUACUAUUCUGCAAAAGCCUUUGAUGUCCUGGAAAGACUAGAUCCUAACCCUGAAUACUGGGAGGGCAAAAGGGGUGCCUGUGUUGGCAUCUUCCAGAUGAUCGUUGCUAAUAGAGAACCCAAAGACACCCUAAGGGAGGUGUUGCACCUCCUAAGAAGUACGGGUAAUCCACAGGUAGAGUAUAUUGUUCGUAUAAUAAAGAAGUGGGCAAAGGAAAACAGAGUCCCCCUUUAAAAGAACAUCACCAGAAACUGCCCUGCUAUACCAAGUUGGAGUAACAUGGUGUUUUCUAUUAUGAAAAAGUAACACUCUGAAGAGUUCUGUAUUUCUAUCUCACCAUUUUAAUCAAAGUUGUCGGAAAACCAUAUAUUUAUGUGGAGUAUCUCACUGUGACUUCAGUUAUACAACAUGUCUCAGGUCCCAUUUUGUUUCUACUACAACUCCUAGCUUUCAGCUGUUUCAGGUGUGUGCCUUUAGCAGUACUUGUACUGAGACAACUGGCAAACUGGCCUGUACUGUGUACUACUGAGCCAUAGCAGAGCACAAAAUAUACUUAAGAUCUGCAAAUCACAUUUACAGAACUCAUCAGGAACAGCAUUUCUGAAUCAUUACAAAAACUGGAAAUGGCACAUAGUAAGAAUGUAAUAUGAUCUGUUUUUUAUUUUUAUGGCCUGAUGCACAUUGGAGGCAAACCUAUGCAGAGAAUAGUCUGUUUCUAGCAGCAUCGUGUACUGUUCUCUUUGCCUUUCCACAAUAUUUUCCUUCUGUUUAAAGCAUGGUUGCAAAUCUUAUGAUGCUAAACUGAAAGGCACCUGCUUUGCCCUUGCAGAUGCUUGUAAGUAGUUUCAAAAAGGGAGUCCUUUUGGAGAAUGUAUUGUUUAAUUACUAAAUAAAUAUUGUAAAUAGACACACAAGAAAAUUCAUAGUACAUACACAUUAUAAAAUGCAUAGCACACACUAUGUAAAAUUUGUAUAAAAAUAGAUCAGUUGUUUUUCAUGCUGUCCAUUCUUUAAAGAAGAGGUUUGUAAUCAGCCCCAAACUUUAAUUAUGGGGUGAAAUCCAAAAAAUAAAAUAACUUAUGAAACAAUUCAUUAUGCAUUAUGUCUAAUGCUUUGUAAAAAGAAGAUUCAACCUCUAAGUUGAAUAUAUGAAUAAACUGAAUACUAUAUUGAUAUAUAUCAUGACAGUUUCAUUUGCUGAAAAUAGAACAAUGGAACAAGCAAUACAUAGGUAAAGAUAAUACCAGACUUCCUUUGUUUUGGAAACUAUACAAUAGAGAAAUGUGUUUUUAAGGUAAUUUUUUUAAUAGCUAUGUUUUGCUUUGCCUUCAUUUUUAAAGAGCUCUGUGUUCUCAAGAACACACUAUUCCUCUUUUGCAAAAUAAGAAUGCAUAAGUAUGCAAGUGGUAGGAAGGAUUUUGUUGGCUAUUUGUUGUUCAUCCAGUUGUCUUCUGAUUGUGUGAUUGGUUUUUGAUGCAAUUGGUCUCUGAUACCAAUGUUGCAACUCCCUUUGCCUUGUCUCUUGACUAUUUAGGUAACAGUCUCUUUAAACCACUACAUGAAUAAAUGUGUUUUCUUUAAUAAUCUUCACUUAGU